AUGAGGAGUGCCCUGCUGUUUGCAGUUAUCCUGGCCCUCAGCUUGGCUUGGAGUUUUGGGGCGGUGUGUGAGGAGUCACAGGAACAGGUGGUGCCUGGUGGGAGCCACAGCAAGAAGGACUCGAAUCUCUACCAGCUGCCCCCGUCGUUGCUCCGGAGACUCUAUGACAGCCGCUCAGUCUCCCUAGAUGGAUUGCUCAAAAUGCUGAGCAAGGCUAGCGUGGGUCCUAAGGAGUCGUCACUUCCCCAGAAACGUGACAUGCAUGACUUCUUUGUGGGUCUCAUGGGCAAGAGGAACAUCCAGCCAGACAAUCCUAUUGAUGUGAACCAAGAGAACGUCCCCAGCUUUGGCACCUUCAAGUAUCCCUCCAAUGUGGAAUGAACACUCCACUUCUGGACUCCUGGGCUGCAUCGUGAAGACACCUGUCACCCUCUCCCAAUCCCCAGGUGCAUGCACUCCUAUUUCCCUUCCUCUCCCACAUCCUUGUAACACUCCUGUGCUUUGACCCCUUCUCCAACCCUCUACCCCACCCGCUGUAGAAACUGCCUAGUGAGCCCCCCCAGUCCCUGCAGGCAUUGACUAUAGAUUGCCCUGGAGUUUCUGUAGCAUCCUAAAAAUAUGAUG
Messenger RNA from Lagenorhynchus albirostris (white-beaked dolphin), 624 nucleotides. RefSeq names its product tachykinin precursor 3 (gene TAC3). Gene Ontology annotation, biological process: tachykinin receptor signaling pathway; positive regulation of blood pressure. The record is from RefSeq and is a predicted model, not a curated record. Bases 1 to 381 code for a protein of 126 amino acids. Lineage: Eukaryota; Metazoa; Chordata; Mammalia; Artiodactyla; Delphinidae. The transcript has 6 exons.